Asparagus officinalis (garden asparagus) is the source of this 977-nucleotide messenger RNA. RefSeq lists its product as uncharacterized. NCBI's taxonomy places the organism in Eukaryota, Viridiplantae, Streptophyta, Magnoliopsida, Asparagales, Asparagaceae. Gene Ontology annotation, cellular component: mitochondrion. The record is from RefSeq and is a predicted model, not a curated record. Bases 260 to 808 code for a protein of 182 amino acids. The transcript has 3 exons.
CAACGGUAGAGCAAGUCCAAAUUCCAAUUUGACCAAAUUAUCCAGCUAUUGUGUGCUCUCUGAAACCAGCUCUAUGAGCAGGAUACCCGUGUCAUUAGACCAAAUGUUCGAGGACAAGGCUGAAAUUUUCCAAAAGCAGCAGCAACUAGAAUGAAACGGCCCAAGGCCCAAAUAAACCCAAAAGAACCCAGCUAGGAUCCUAUCUUCUUCCUCUUCUCUUCUCUCGGAGCUUUGGAGCGAGCUCUCUAUCCCCAUUUCCAUGGCCUUGGCUCUCUUAAUAUCCCCACUUCCUCCCGCAAAAAUCAACAAAUUCACCCUUCGCCAACCAAAAACCCCACCAAAAUCCCUUUCAAAUAGAUUCAAACUCCGAGCAGUACAAGAAACAAAGGAGAAAUCACAGCCCACUCAAUCCUCGCCCGACGAAAUCACACGGAAAUACGGCCUAGAGGUCGGACUAUGGAAGAUAUUUAGCUCGAAAAGUGAAGGAGACGGCGAAGAGAAAUCAAAGGCAGAUCAAGCAAAGGAACUGCUAACCAAGUACGGAGGUGCAUACCUUGCCACCUCCAUUACCCUCUCCUUGAUCUCCUUCGCUCUCUGCUACGCUCUCGUCAGUGCUGGAAUCGACGUCCAAGCUCUUCUCGCCAAGGUUGGCAUUGCAGCCGAUGAGACUGGUGGAAAAGUGGGGACCUUUGCGUUGGCUUAUGCUGCACAUAAAGCUGCAUCCCCCAUUAGGUUUCCGCCGACAGUAGCUCUAACGCCGAUAGUUGCUGGUUGGAUAGGGAAGAAGACUGAUAAGGCUGACAAGUGAUCGAGUCUUCAGUAAUCAGGACCAAAUGUAGGGUUUUCACCUUUUUUUUUCUCUUGUCUAUGAGGUUCGUAUACUAUAGCUUAGGGGAUAUAUCUCUGCUUUGAUGUAAUACUUCAAAUAUUCACAGUAAAUAAGUUUGAAUUAACUUUGUGAAAGUUGCUUUUUAUCA